This is a messenger RNA of Gadus macrocephalus (Pacific cod), 3203 nucleotides long. RefSeq names its product thrombospondin type-1 domain-containing protein 7A-like. Bases 654 to 3203 code for a protein of 849 amino acids. Lineage: Eukaryota; Metazoa; Chordata; Actinopteri; Gadiformes; Gadidae. Gene Ontology annotation, cellular component: extracellular matrix. The transcript has 5 exons. The record is from RefSeq and is a predicted model, not a curated record. Gene Ontology annotation, biological process: cell adhesion.
CAGGUGCUGGAAGUGGAUUAAUGUGCGCGCGUGCGUGUGUCAACGACGUGCAUGUUUUGAGGACAGCGAGAGGGAAAAAGUGUGAGAGAUCAAAACAGAGAAAUUAAAAACGACAGUGUGAACGGGGAGAGGGAUUGAGUGCUAGUGUGCGCGUCUUCAGCGUGCAGAAAGAGAAAACAGAAGUGGGUGCGCGCGCUUGCGAGCGUGCGUGAGGAUGAGGGAGCGAGAGCGCGAGAGGAGGGAGGCGCUGCUUCACGAGCUCAGGACGCAGAGGCAGCAGAGCAGCAGCCGGGGAGGAAUCUAUUGUCUGUCGGAGCGCGUCCCUCUCACUCUGUGACUGAGAAGGAGUAGGAGUAGGAGGAGGAGGAGGACAUCCGCGGAGUGGGACUGCAGCCGAUUCGUUCCCCGGGGGAUCAGUGGAUGUGGUACCAGGGACGGGAGGCUCGGAGCCGGAACCGUGCGCAGGAGGAGACCCGGACAAAAGCAGGAUAAGAACCCACACUUUCCGCCCCCCUCCCCUUGACGGGCAGAGCAGGAGCCUGCGUCCGCAGUGUGACCGCGUUUCUUCUGCUUGGUGUUCGUGCACUGUUGGAGAGGUUGUGGGUUCGGAUCUCCGGUGCUCCGUAUUGGAUCUACUCGCCGCCUCAGUAGCUAUGGGGCUGGCCGGCGGAGGGAAGGGGACGCCGGGUGUCUCUAGCGGGGCGCUCCCCCUUCUCUGGAGGUUCUGGCCGCUCCUGCUGGUCUCCGUGCUGGAGGUCGAGGCUCAGACCGCGGAGGACACGAAGCCCAUAUACAUCUGGCAGACAGGGCCGUGGGGCCGCUGCAUGGGCAGCGAGUGUGGCCCGGGGGGCAGCCAGAGCCGGGCGGUGUGGUGCGCCCACUCGGAGGGCUGGACCACCCUGCACACCAACUGCGAGCACGCCAGCCGGCCCCACAACCAGCAGGGCUGCUUCCGCGUGUGCGACUGGCACAAGGACAUGUACGACUGGCAGCUGGGCGCCUGGAACCGCUGCCUGCCGGUGGCCAUGCGCGGCAGCGCCGGCAUGCAGCGCUACGCGGCGGCGGCGGCGGCCGGCGUGUGCACCCGGGGCGAGGAGGGCCUCCAGACCCGCGAGGUGGCCUGCGUCCAGAAGGCCGACGCCGGGCCCGCCGAAGACGCCAUCUGCGAGUACUUUGAGCCCAAGCCGCGGCUGGAGCAGGCCUGCCUCAUCCCCUGCCCCCGGGACUGCGUGGUGUCCGAGUUCAGCGUGUGGACGUCCUGCUCCAAGACCUGCGGCACCGGUCUGCAGAACCGGAUCCGCUGCGUGCUGGCGCCGCCGCUGUUUGGCGGCGCGACCUGCCCCAACCUGACUGAGUUCCAGACCUGCCAGCCGGGGCUGUGCGAGGGCGAGGAGAGCCUCUACAGUAUCAAGCUGGGCCCCUGGGGCCCCUGUGGCGUCCCCGUGCCACGCCAGGCGAGACAGGCCCCCAGAGAGGUAUCCAGGGAGGUGGAUUUGUCAGACAGAGGAGAAGCUGAUACACUAGACAGUGACGCACCGACUAGGGAUGGAGGCACAGCAGGUAGAGAGACACCGUCCAGAGAAGGGGGUACACCGGACAGAGCUGAUCCAUCCAGUGAAGGGGGUACACCAGACAGAGCUAAUCCAUCCAAAGAAGGGGUUAUACCAGACAAAGCCCAUCCAUCCAGGGAAGGGGGUACACCAGACAGAGCCCAUCCAUCCAGGGAAGGGGGUACACCAGACAGAGCCCAUCCAUCCAGGGAAGGGGGUACACCAGACGGAGAUAAACCGUCCAGAGAAGGGGGUGUACCAGAUAGAGAGACACCGGGCAGGGAAAGGGGUGCGCCAGAAGGAGACAGACCGUCCAGAGAGAGACAGCCAGCGGUGAGAGAGAAACCAUCCAGAGAAGGGGAUGCACCCGACAGAGCCAGUGACAAACCAUCCAGGGAGAGGGGCACAGCGGGUAGGGAGAAACCGUCAAGAGAAGGGGGUACCCCGACUGGAGACAAACCCUCCAGUGAAAGGGGUACGCCAGGGAGAGGCCGGGACAAACCGUCCAGAGACAAACCAUCCAGGGACAGUGACACAGUCGGUAGAGGUGGGGACAAAAUGGCCAGAGAUGGGGAGGCACCAGCCCUAGACAGCCCAGCCAGUGAAGCGGGUCCAGCAGACAAAACCAGAGACAACCCAGUCAGGGAAGGGGGUCCAGCAGACAAAACCAGAGACAACCCAGUCAGGGAAGGGGGUCCAGCAGACAAAACCAGAGACAACCCAGUCAGGGAAGGGGGUCCAGCAGACAAAACCAGAGACAACCCAGUCAGGGAAGGGGGUCCAGCAGACAAAACCAGAGACAACCCAGUCAGGGAAGGGGAACCAGGGGACAGAGGCAGAGACAGCCCAGCCAGGGAAGGUAAAAAGGCAGCCAAAGGCAACGACAAACCAAACCGAGAGGUGGACAAGUUAGCCAGGGCCAAUAGAAAACUAAGAAAGCUGAUCAGGAAGCAGGAGAGGGCUUCCAGACAGGUGGACCGGCCCAAACGACAGAAGAAGGCCAAGAACAAGGAGAAGAGAGAGAAGAUCAGGGAGAAGGCCCGCGAGCGGCUGCGCUCGGAGAAGGUUAAGGACCCGGAGACCCGGGAACUGCUCAAGAAGAAGCGCACCAAGAACCGCCAGAACCGGCCGGGGGGGAAGGGCUGGGACAUCCAGAUGGGGUACCGGACACGAGAAGUGAUGUGUGUUCACAAGAGCGGGGACAGCGAGGCACUGAGCCUGUGCUCCCAGGAGGGGCUCCCGGUGACCUACCAGGCCUGCGUGGUGACCCGGGACUGCGAGGUGGGCGGCUGGUCCGAGUGGUCCCCCUGCUCCACGCGCUGCUACGAGCCCAACGGGCCCCGGGGCCAGCGCACGCGGGGCCGGCGCGUCGCCCAGUUCACGGUGGGGCCGGGCGGCGCGGCGUGCCCCGAGCUGGAGGAGACGGAGGCCUGCAGCCCGGAGGACGGGGCCCCGCCCUGCACUGUGUACAGCUGGAAGGCCACCGAGUGGACCGAGUGCAGAGUGGACACGCUGCUCAGCCAGCAGGACCGUCGGCGCGCCAACCAGACGGGCCUGUGUGGAGGAGGCAUCCAGGGCCGCGAGGUGUACUGCGUGCAGGCCGGCGGCGACACGCCCUCCAACCUCAGCGCCCUCCGGGGCAGAGAAGUGUGA